Molecule: messenger RNA, 615 nt
Organism: Penicillium cataractarum
Lineage: Eukaryota; Fungi; Ascomycota; Eurotiomycetes; Eurotiales; Aspergillaceae
Exons: 4
Coding region: 1-615 (204 amino acids)
Biological process (GO): cellular response to oxidative stress
Source: RefSeq, a predicted model, not a curated record
AUGUCUACCAUCACUUCAUCUUUCAUCGAAGGAAUGAAGGGCCGCCGGUCUCUCUAUGCCCUCACCAACAAAUCGACAAUUUCAGAUGACCGCAUCGAAGAAAUUAUUUCCGAGGUUGUCAAGCAUACUCCCAGUCCUUUCAACAGCCAGACUGCUCGUCUGCUGGUUCUUCUCAAAGAGGAGCAUGAGAAAUUGUGGGAUAUCGCACUCGAGAUUGCUACUGCUACUGUUCCUGCUGAACAACUUGAAAAAUUAUAUAAGCCUCGCAUUGCUGGUUUCCGUGCGGGUUAUGGAACAGUAUUGUUCUACGAGGACCCAGCUCCUCUGAAGCCUCUUGAAGAAAAAUGGCCGAUGCUGAUUGACAAGUUCCCCGAGUGGUCCAACCAUUCGAGUGGCAUGCAUCAGUUUGCUCUUUGGACACUCCUAGAAGCCGAGGGACUCGGUUGUAACCUGCAGCAUUAUAGCCCAAUGGUCGACGCACGAGUCUCCGAGCAAUGGAAUAUUCCCCUUGAUUGGAGUUUGAAAUCCCAACUGGUGUUUGGCAAGCCGAUUGGGGGCCCGCGUGAGAAGACAUUCGAGCCACUCGAGAAGCGGGUUUUCAUACACGGCAAAUAG